Callorhinus ursinus (northern fur seal) is the source of this 794-nucleotide messenger RNA. RefSeq names its product nucleophosmin/nucleoplasmin 2 (gene NPM2). NCBI's taxonomy places the organism in Eukaryota, Metazoa, Chordata, Mammalia, Carnivora, Otariidae. The record is from RefSeq and is a predicted model, not a curated record. Gene Ontology annotation, cellular component: nucleoplasm; nucleolus; cytoplasm. Gene Ontology annotation, biological process: chromatin remodeling; positive regulation of DNA replication. Gene Ontology annotation, molecular function: RNA binding; histone binding; chromatin binding.
CCCUAACAGCCUGCAGUGGGCGGUGACGCUCAGCCGCCGGGACCCCGGCUCCCGCACCCAGCGGCAUGAAUCUCAGCAGCACGAGCAGCGCGGCCGAGAAGGCGCCCAGGGCCACGCUCUGGGGCUGUGAGCUAAACCAGGAGAAACGGACUUGGACGGUCAAAGCCCAGAAGGAGGGGAGGCAGGACUGUAAGCUGUUGCUCAGUACGGUUUGCUUGGGGGAGAAAGCCAGAGAAGAGAUGAACCUCGUGGAAAUCCUACCCCCAGCCAGCCAGGAAGACAAGAAGACCAAGCCCAUCACCAUUGCCUCGCUUCAGGCCUCUGUGCUACCCAUGGUCGUUCUGAUGGGACUGGAGCUUUCUCCUCCAGUCACUUUCCAGCUCCGGGCUGGCUCUGGACCUGUGUUCCUCAGUGGCCAGGAACUUUACGACGCUGCAGACCCGUCCUGGGAGGAAGAGGAGGAGGCGCUGGACGAGGAGGAGGAGGAGGAGGAAGGUGACAGCGGCGAGGUUGACGACGACGACGAGGACGACGACGACGUAGAUGUGUCCCUGGAGGAGGAGACCCCUCUUAAACAAGUCAAGAGGCUGGCGCCCCAGAAGCAGACCAGCGUUGCCAAGAAAAAGAAGGUGGAGAAGGCAGAGGAGGCCGUGAGACCCAGGCUUAAAGACAAGAGUCCUGUGAAAAAGGCCAAACCCACACUCAAACCCAAAAAGCCGGGAUUCAAGAAAUGAGGAGCCAGGAGUGGCCUGGCUGCAGGGACCAAGGGAGAGCCAGCUAGAGCACAUGCAGGG